UUUCAGUAGACUUGAGCCACGGAGGUGGUGAGUCGGUCUGUUUUUUAUGGUGUAUUUGAGAGGUAGGUAAGGAACUGCCAAAGUAGAUAUACUUUCUCGACAUAAAGACAAUUGCUUUUAAGAUUUAGCCUAAGCUUUUUUUUUUUUUUACACUAAUCCACAUGUUGACCUUGUAACAUCUGUUUAUUCGUUCGUCUUUACUGAGUGUUUUUUAUUUUUAUUGUGAUCUAAUAAUGUCUCAAAGAGUGAGAAAAAACGGGUCGCCGACCUCGACCUGUUUGUCUAUGUCAAGUAGCACAGCAGUUGCCGGAGUCGGUACUACAACCGGAGGCUCGGGAACUUCGGUAGGAAAUCCAGGUUUGAUCAGUCGCCUCCUGCCGAUGAAAGCUACCGUCCCGUUCCAGCUGAAGCCGCAAACACAGCCCCCCCUACUGACCAGGUCGGUGCAGGGUACCGCUAGCGGAGGGAGUAGCCCCACGCACACCGGUAACGGUAAAUUCCACAGUAGCGGAUACAGCACAGGCGAAGCACCCGGAACGCGUACGACGUCAGCGAGUCGGAGCCCCACUCAUGGUGUGGUCAAUUCGUCAACUGUCCCGGGCGCUUCGCCAGCGGACAUCUCUCUGUCCUCUCCAUCACACGCCUGUCCGGCGGUGGGAUUGGCCGGUACAGGAUCCCCAUCCUCCAGGACCAGUCCCGCUAACACCACGUCUGCCGCCGGCACCAAUCCAAGCUCCGGCACAGUCCGAGCCGCUGUAACACAAUCGCCUCUAUCUGUUGCAGCGUCACCGCCCUCGGUCUCACCUGCACCUCACAUCAACAUCCACAGUUACGGUUUCACCAACGUCUCGAGCAGCGGCAGUCUAGGUAUAUCGCCUUUGUCCCCCUGCUGCUCCCCAAUCCAGCAUCCGCCCUGGCUGUCGGACUACCCGAACUUGACCACCUCCUCCCUGCUGUUGCGUCCCUCGGCAUCUUCUCCAUCUUCCUUCACUUCCUCGUCUAUCGGCGUUCCGCGUGCCAAAGCGGUGUCCCUGGCCGCGCCACAGCGCUGGUCCCCCGGACUGGAACAGGAAAGACUUUCCCCGGAGAGAAUCAGCCCAGGCUGGUCGGAUGGAGAAAAACCUAGACCACCUCCCACAACCGGCCUUACCUCCUCCGGGAUCCGCCGUGCCUCCUCUUUGGACCUUCUCCUGACUGCUCCAUACUUAGCCGGCCACUGGCCACGGGAAUGCCAGCACGGCCCAUUUCAACCCUGCAUGAGGGACAAAUCUACCCAGACCCCUGGGACCUGGGCAGAGGAGGGUGUGGAGAACACCAGGGGCCCUCACCAGCGCUCUGCAUCUUGGGGGAGCACUGACCAGCUUAAAGAGAUUGCCAAGCUGAGGCAGCAGCUCCAGCGCAGUAAGCACAGCAGCCGUCACCACAGAGACAAGGAGCGUAAAUCACCCUUUAAUGGAAACCACGUAACCAUCCACCAAUCACAGGCUCCAGUACCCAGGACCGUCCUGAUCCCCAUCUCCAAAUCCUCUGUGUCGCGCUUCCGGAACAGUGUGGAAGGGUUGAAUCAGGAGAUCGAGAGGAUCAUUGUUCGAGACGUGGGAGAGAAGGACGAGCUACCCCCCCACGAUGUGCCCGAUGGGCGACGUGCCCCUCCGCCACACCCUCAACGUCCCUCCUCUCCCCCAAACCUAUCACAGCACUGCAGUAGCUCUGCCUCACGCAGCAUCAACACACAGACCCCCAGUGGAGGGGUUAGUAACCGCAGCAGCAGUAGUUCCGAGUCCGUCUCCCCCACCUUCUUGACUGUGCCGACUGAGAUGGACUCCCUGGGGGGGAGAGGGGGGGAUGUUGGGGGAGACUGGCACUGUAACGAGGAGUUGCUGACAGACUGUGGAGAGAAAGACCUCGGCUCCAGCUCCCCGCUUCCCAAAUACGCCUCCUCGCCGCUCCCAAAAUACGCCUCCUCACCCAAACCCAAUAACAGCUACAUGUUCAAACGAGAGCCUCCUGAGGGCUGUGAGAGAGUCAAGGUCUUCACUGAAGAGACACAGUCCAAGCCUCCUCAGCUGGUCCCUCAGUUCCUUAGAGGUCCAGACAGGAACAAAGUCAACUUCAUACCCAACAGUGGUUCUGCCUUCUGCCUCGUCAGCAUCCUCAAGCCCCUCCUCCCUACACCUACCCAGGAGGUCAGCUUGAAGAGUCCUGGGGCCGGGCCCAACCUGACACUGGAGCCUGAGGAGCAGAAAGUCUCCAUAGGGACCAGCCCGUCCACCUUCUCUCAACACCUGGAGGAUUCAAACAGCUAGGAAACCCCACCCGCGGACCAGAACCAGGCCAUAGUAAUCCCCCACCCACGGACCAGAACCAGGCCAUAGUAAUCCCCCACCCACAGACCAGAACCAGGCCAUAGUAAUCCCCCACCCACGGACCAGAACCAGGCCAUAGUAAUCCCCCACCCACGGACCAGAACCAGGCCAUAGUAAUCCCCCACCCACGGACCAGAACCAGGCCAUAGUAAUCCCCCACCCACGGACCUGAACCAGGCCAUAGUAAUCCCCCACCCACGGACCUGAACCAGGCCAUAGUACUCCCCCACCCGCGGACCAGAACCAGGCCAUAGUAAUCCCCCACCCGCGGACCAGAACCAGGCCAUAGUAAUCCCCCACCCGCGGACCAGAACCAGGCCAUAGUACUCCCCCACCCGCGGACCAGAACCAGGCCAUAGUACUCCCCCACCCGCAGACCAGAACCAGGCCAUAGUAAUCCCCCACCCACGGACCAGAACAAGGCCAUAGUACUCCCCCACCCACGGACCAGAACCAGGCCAUAGUAAUCCCCCACCCGCGGACCAGAACCAGGCCAUAGUAAUCCCCCACCCACGGACCAGAACCAGGCCAUAGUAAUCCCCCACCCGCGGACCAGAACCAGGCCAUAGUAAUCCCCCACCCGCGGACCAGAACCAGGCCAUAGUACUCCCCCACCCGCGGACCAGAACCAGGCCAUAGUACUCCCCCACCCACGGACCUGAACCAGGCCAUAGUAAUCCCCCACCCGCGGACCAGAACCAGGCCAUCAUCAGACAGUAUCACCAGACCCCAUCAGUCAACAACACCAGAAGCCCAUUACAACCAAACCACCAGCAUCCAUUUUGCUGGUCAAACUGACUUUUUGCAAUCCUAAAGCAGAAGAAAUGUCUUCAGAAAUGUUCAUCUGGGGUUAAAAGGAUUUGCUAAGUAGCUUUGCUGUAGAGCUAGAUACCAAUAACAGGUUAUAUAGGGUACCAAAGACCAAUAACAGGUUAUAUAGGGAACCAAAGACCCUUCUCUUCCCAGAUAUUUUUGUGGACGGUGUAAGAUUUAUCAAAUACAACCCUGUGACCUCUGACCCUAUGUCUCUGGGGCAGGAGCGGGCCAACUCCUGUCCUUCCUUUGUUUUAGGAAUCAGACAAAAUGGCCACCACAAAGCAAGUGGUUUGAAGGAAACUGAAUACAGAGAUAAGGAAUAGCUGAAGCCUAAACAUUAUUCACUUUUAGUCCAAUUAAUUUGGCUUUUCAUUAAGGGGCUAUUCCAUUUUGGCAACAAAGCCCUUUAGCGCAUAACUUGUAGAUACAAUUUUAUGGUCUCUGUGUACAAUAUGAAAUAAGCUACAGGCAGUUUUGCUAGUCAGGUCCAAGCAGUGUUAGCAUAAUGACUGGAUGUUUGCAGGAACAGCUAGCAUGUUUUAUUGUUCCCAAGCAUUUCCCAUAGAAUGCCAGUCAUUGCAUUAACACUAGUUAUAAAACCACCAAUCCCAGACUGUACAUUUCUUCUACCUGCAUGGAGAAAAAUAUUUAUCCACAAAUUCUUCUGACCAGUAGUGAGGCCAUGAUACAGGCCCUGACACAUUUCUGAAACAAAUUAACUUGAAAUGUUAGUUUCAAUGUUUGCUGACUGAAAAUGAGUUUUCUGGAAUUUCUGGGAUUUAGUUAUAUCACUGUCAUGUUGUAAAUCACAUGUAUUCUCUAUAAGCUAUAGUCUGCAGGCAGUUUUGUCAGGGACCGGAAAAUAGGAAAUAACUAAUUGUCAAGUUUCAGUUUGUGUUUAUAAAAGGCAAACCUUUUCCCAGAUACGUCUAAAAAUAUACUCUGUAGGGUCUAGCUACAUUCCUAAAUAGGACUUGUAUAAAAUGUUAAGCUGGACUUUUUCAUUGUUUACUGUUGGCCUGUGACAAACUGUCCUUCAUUGACAGCAGAUUUUUUAUCAUUGGUUCAGUAGAUAUAAUGGCCCAGGGGGGUGUGUGGGGGUAUGUUGGUCAUAUGUCAUUGUGAUUGAACUUUUUCACUUAAAUAUGUUGGGGGUAUUUUUGCUGGACAAUCCUGUCCCAGACUACUUCUCCCAACGUGACUCCUGCUUUUGAUUCUGGUGAAAUGAGUAAAAAAUUCAGAACUUUUUCUUUAAAAAGCGCCUUGCCUUGUUUUUUGUCUCUGUAUUUUGUUAAGGGGAGGCUUAUAUCACAGAUAUAUUUUUAAGUACUGCUUACAAUAAACAAUGAUAUAACUGUUUCGUCAGUCUUCAGCCAGACCAAGAGACCUGGUGACGAUCAUGAUGCUCACAGGUUGAUGAAGGUCUCAGUUGUCCUCCGUGGGUUACACCCAGAUGAAGGGGAGGUCUUAUGGGGUUGUUCCAGAACGUUGAAAGAGUUUUAGAAACUUCCUGGCAAACCUUCCAAAGCCUUGUGAGAAAUAAGGGGGAAACGUAAAGUGCCUGUUUUCAGUCAACAGUUUACUUAACCUGUCUGUCUUCAUGCACAGAGAAAAUAAUAAAGUUUGUUUAAAUGUU
Messenger RNA from Esox lucius (northern pike), 4818 nucleotides. It is a transcript of the gene fam117bb, whose product is annotated as family with sequence similarity 117 member Bb. The transcript has 7 exons. The record is from RefSeq and is a predicted model, not a curated record. Lineage: Eukaryota; Metazoa; Chordata; Actinopteri; Esociformes; Esocidae. Bases 234 to 2306 code for a protein of 690 amino acids.